CGGGGCACCUUUAUCGCGGUGGAUCUGCCGAUCGCGAUACAUCGCAAACCCCUGGCUCAAGGCCCCCCCAAAAACAGCCGUCCCAAAAACAUUCAUCAACUCGUCCCUCUGCUGCCCCCAUGAUUCCAAAUCUCUUCCGCCUCGCAGUGCAUCUGCAGAACAGCAGCACCUGUAGCAGCCAUCGCCGAUACGAGCGCAUCGCAUCAUGUCUCUCCAUCCAGUCGCAGCCGGGGACACGCCCGGUGAUUUCGAUCAUCCCAACCAGCAACUCCGGCGAUCCAUCAUCAUCGCCCUGCCGUUUGCCUUCGUUCUGUCCACCGUAGCGGUGGUGCUGCGUCUGCUGGCCCGGAGGAUCAAUGGCACGCGGCUGUACCUGGACGAUUAUCUGAUCAUUGUGGCGCUGCUCUUCAAAUAUGGCUGUUCGAUCGGGGUGGUCAUCCUACUCUGGAACGGUCUGGGUUCACACAUUACCAUGAUCCCGCAGAAGAACCUGGACGUCUAUUUUCAAAUCGGCUGGUCCAACGGCUUCGUCUACCCGCUCUGCAUCGCCUUCAUCAAACUCUCCAUCCUAGCAUCCUACAAACGCCUUUUCGCCGCCCGAAGCAUGUCCCUCGCCGUGAACCUCGUCGCCACCAUCGUGGUGCUCUGGGUGGUCAUUGUUAGCAUCACAGGAGUGCUCAUGUGUGUCCCUGUCGCCAAAUUUUGGCACCGUGCCAUUCCUGGACGCUGCCUGGACGCGGCGAGUUUCUACUACGGACAGCAGAUCCCCAACAUUGUGACGGAUGUGGUCAUUCUUCUGAUGCCGUUGAAGAGUGUCUGGGCGUUGCCCAUCUCCAAGACACAGCGUGCAUUACUCUCGGGAGUGUUCUUAGUCGGCAUCCUGACUUUGAUCUUCGACAUCGUGCGUCUAGUCGUUAUGAUCCACGUGACCGAAAUAGGCCCGGAUAUUACCUAUAACCAAGCCCCCGUGGCCGUGUGGACGUGCAUGGAAGCGGCGGUGGGCAUCGUCGCCGCCUGUCUCUCUCACCUGCGACCGCUGUUCAACCUCGGCAGCCCGACCAAGCUCUGGCGGCAUCCGAGCCCGGAUCUCCGCAAACGCGAGCGGAACCCGCCCGGGUCGGAGGGUUUCUCGACGGACGAGACGCUGUUCGAUCCGUGGGGCACGCAGCAUAGUGGGUAUACCGGGCAUAGUGUUUGUGUUGAGCUGGGGAAGUAGAGCCACGUCGAGCUCGAACGGGCUUACGAUGCACAGUUGAGAAGUGUGUACCGUAGGAGGGGGUGUCGGACCCAAUGCAGUCCUAGCGGAAUUGGUGUUGAUUCAUUCGAUUGGUU
Messenger RNA from Aspergillus homomorphus CBS 101889, 1332 nucleotides. RefSeq names its product putative integral membrane protein Pth11-like. The coding region runs from base 206 to 1216 and encodes 336 amino acids. The transcript is spliced from 6 exons. Lineage: Eukaryota; Fungi; Ascomycota; Eurotiomycetes; Eurotiales; Aspergillaceae. The record is from RefSeq and is a predicted model, not a curated record.